AUGUAUUCAAAUCAGGCUGGCGUGGACGCUCGCUAUGAGCCUCAAGCGACAGAUGAUGCCUUGUGGGAGACCAAUUCGGAGAAACUCCCCACUAACCGAAAGAAGACAUUUUAUCGACCGACUGCUUUGAGAUGGUACUUUAUAGUCGGACAGAUCGUGUUCCUUCUGGGUGUCAUGGGCCUUGUUAUCUGGGCGUUGAUAGAAAUGCCAAACUCUGACGGGACUGCAAAGAUUAUCCACAAGCGGUAUCCCAACGACAAUCCAAACUACAAUCCCAACUUCCCAAGGGGUGACGCCUCGAACGACUCGCCUAUGACUCCAAUGAUCAAAGGAACACGACUAGCGACUACAGUUAUCGUGAGCGACAUCUCUACUGUAGUCACAGUGCCUGGCACCACUGGCAAAUAUACCGAAAUGAUCACAACAACAGAGUACACCACACGCUGGGGCUAUACAACGACUGUCAAAGAUGGGUCAACGUUUACCAGUGUGGAUGUAACUGUCAUACCAACAAAGGUCAUUACAGAAGUCGUCACCACCGCACCAGCAGAAAUAACAGAGUCGGUUAUUACAAGCAUUAGCGUUGGCUACUCUACCAUAUACCCCUCGGAAUCUGACGCUACCGCCCCUGGCACUUUGACAUAUUCAGAAGCAAUCACCAUUACUCAGGCGUAUUCAUUACCUGGAUCGGUAACCACAUACACGUCAACCUUGGAAGCAGACAGAACAGAAACGAUCUGGACCACAAUUGUCGAAGAUGGAGAAACAAAAACCAUAUCACACAUCGUCACUGAGGAGGCGCCUACUGUAUACGAGAGUGUGGGAGAAACGACUGCGUCAGCAAGCACUUAUGUCUCAUAUGGUCGAAUAACAAUCACGUCAGUUUAUACCGACACGAAUCAAAAGCCUAUGCCGAGACCUAAGCCCACGGAGAAGGCUAAGCCUACCGUUAUCGAUGUUGUUACUGUUGACCCUGAUCGCACCAUCAAGCAGGUUGAAAAGCUGGAUCCUACAACUUACGUGACCAAGGUCGAGGAAGUCGAAACAGUAAAUGUGGUUAUUUCCGAUGGGGUCGAGACAUUCGUAAGCGAGUUUGAAGCUGUCGAAACUACAGUCGAUGUUGUUGAAACUGGUGCAGACGGCCUACUUACAACUAAUAAAGUCGUCUCUACAAAGGCUGCUUCUUCGGAAAUAAUCACCAGGCCUGCUGCGCCCACCACUGUUGUAUCGACAAAGUCUACCGAGAAGCUCAAGACCAUAACCUCGGACCGCACAGACUCCUCAACUUGGAUCUCGACUGUCAAGGGCGCUACAAGGACAUACGAGAAAACCACGACGAUCGCUCCCACUGCCACCGACGACGCAUCUGAAUCGGAAGAGACUGGCGGGGUAGUCAAGACAGUUAUCACAGUGUUCGAACUUGAUGCUGCAAAGUACUUCCUUGGAAAAUUCCUGCCUCCUAUGCUGGCCGUCAUGUUAUCAAUCCCCGCUCGAGUCAUCGAUUAUAACGCACAGCUGUUUCAGCCGUUCUACGCUAUGAACCAAGAUUAUGGCGCCAGAGGACCGGAGUCGAUGAACCUUCAUUUUGGUGGUUUGGGCAGUAUUGUAGAGCCUUUUAAUAUCUUGCUUGAAGGCCACCCUGUGCCCUUCAUCACGAUGCUCAUUGCCUGGUUUUCUGCACUGCUGGCACCAAUCGCCGUCGAAGCUAUCGGUUUCAAGAUGCAUGGCCAGUGCAAGAUCAAUGCCUUUGAAGGCUGUGCUCCGGCACUUGGUGUUUCCCCGCUAUCUUCACGCAUACUUCUGGCCCUCCUGGGGUUGAUCAUCUUGCUGCUCUGUGCAUUGUUGUUUUCCCUGCGAGACUUUCACACUGGUCUUUACUCAAACCCAUGGAGUGUCGCGGGUAUUGCAUCUCUGGCUGCCAACAGAGACAUCAGACCCCGCCAGGAUUCUGAGCACAAGAUCGAAAAGGAGAUGGCAGAGAAACGAUACGGUUUUGGUUUCUUUGAGAACCACGCCGGCAAAACUGAGUAUGGUGUUGUACUCUACGACGAUGCUGGAGAGAACCUCCAACAUGAGCCGCUGUCGUCGGAGCCUGGUUCUGUUGACACAGAGGUUGUGAGCACCGGUCGGAGGAAUCCUUUUGCUCUUCUUGGUCUUGCCUGGCGACUGGCGUUUCUGUUGUUUCUUCUUGGUCUGAUGGUGUUUCUGCUUUACUACCAUCUCACGCUUGACAAAUCGUCGUCGUUCAAGAAUUUCAUGAAUAGUCAGACCUUUGGUGUUCGAUUCUUGUUUGCUACUUUUGGUGUCGCCAUAUCAUUCAGUUGGACAGCUUUCUUUAUCACUAUUACUAUGGUAGUUCCAUACCAAGUCAUGUCGUAUGGCCCUCAGUCCGCUUCGAACUCGGUGCUACUCACUCGCCCAACAAACCCCUUUUCAGGUUUUUGGUCUGCUGUCAAGCACCGCCAAAUUUUCCCAGGACUUGUAGCCGUCAUGGCAAUCUUUUCGGAAUUCAUGCCUAUUCUCCUGGCCAACAUUCCCUAUUCGCUGUCGCAGGUCCGAAUUUCCCAUGACAUCUGCGCACGUAUAUCGGUUGGAAUAUUGGCUUUGAUGGCUCUCACAAUCAUCAUCAGCUUCCUCAUUCGCUGGCCCGACAUGCCGGUCGAUCCACGCUCUAUUGCCGGGGCGAUGUACUACGUCAGUGAGAGUAACAUGGUGGACCAUUUCAGUGGCAUGGCAGCAAUGGAUGGCGAUGAGCGAAAGCAGCGUAUCAAGGAGUUGGGUGGAACAUAUGUGUAUGGGGAGUUGACGACGAGAUCAGGUGAGAGGAGACCUGCUGUGGAGUGGGAUGACCACACGCUAGGCGUCGGUCCUGUGGUGCAGCAGCAGAGGAAGGACAAUGUCUACGUGAGGCAUGAGAAUGUUGAUACAGGGUACUACGGACAUCAACUAUGA
Fusarium venenatum is the source of this 2952-nucleotide messenger RNA. NCBI's taxonomy places the organism in Eukaryota, Fungi, Ascomycota, Sordariomycetes, Hypocreales, Nectriaceae. The record is from RefSeq and is a predicted model, not a curated record.